AUGACUGAAGGUGUGGUGAACCUUGUUGAUAACUAUGAACCACUCAUUGUUGACUAUGGUGCUGAAUGCCUAACGUGUGAAGGAGGGGGUUUAAGUCAGACAAACUUCAGUGACGGUUCAGGGAGUAAAGGGACAUUGAGGGGUAAUUUGAAUUGCAUGAAAUGGGUUGGAGUUUUUGCAGGAGUGGGGCAAUAUAUUCCACAUGCCCAAGAUUUUAGGGAGGCUGUGUACAGGUUUAGUAUUGCACAGAAGUUUGCAACAACAUAUGUGAGAAACAGUAGGGAGAAGAUGAAUGUGAGGUGUAAAGUGGAAGGGUGUCCAUGGAAGAUUUGUACAAAUGCUGUUGGGAGGGAUACUCUUUUAUUACACGUGACCACAUUCAUUAAUGAACACAUUCAUUUAGCGCAAGAUAACCUAGAUGUCACUUAUGCUGGCAAUGCUGUGUUGACGUCAUCAAUAAUACUUGAGGAGAUAAGGAACCAUACCGAAAAGUGUCCUACUGAAAUAAGGAAGACACUGGAAAGGGAAUAUGGUGUGAGGCUAACAUAUGCUCAAGCUUACAGAUCAAAGGAAAAGGCCAUGGAACACAUACAUGGGAAACUGGAAGAAUCCUAUAUGUUCAUACCGUGGAUAUGCCAAAAAUUGAAAGAAACUGAUGAUAAAAUAGUUGCUGAAUGGGCUGUCAUUGGUAAUACAUUUGAGCGGGUUUUCAUUGCAUAUGGUUCGUGUAUUGAGGGUUUUUUGAGUGGUGCAAGGGCUAUAUUAUAUGUUGAUGGAACUCAUUUAAGUGGUCUAUAUAAGGGGAUACUACUCUUAGCGUCGGGAUAUGAUGCAGAUAAUGACUUGUUGCCUUUUGCAAUAGCAGUGGUGAAAUCAGAGAAUCUUGAUUACUGGACUUGGUUUCUGUUCAAAAUUAAAGAAAUUGUUGGUUCGGUGCAGGUGACGAUUGUGUCAGACCGACACAAUGCCAUAAUAGGAUCUGUCCAAGCAAUAUUUGGAGGUGAAAGACAUGCGUAUUGUUAUAGGCAUGUGAAGGAAAACUUCAGUGCUGAACAAGUGAAAGUAAACAGAGGUAAAAGGACAAGCCAAUGGUCAAAAGAAGAUGCAUUAAAGGUUCUUGAUAGAGCAGCUUAUGAAAGGGUUGAUAGUGACUUUGAUAAUGUAAUGGCAGAGCUAAGAACUAUGUCUCCUGAGUUACAUGAUUGGGUUAUCAAUCAAGGUGAUGUGAAUAGGUGGGCAAUGAGCAAGUUCCCAUUUAAAAGAUGGGACAAUAUAACAACCAAUAUAGCUGAGUCUUUCAAUUCUUGGAUGGUGAAAGAGAGAAAGCAUAAUGUGGCGCAAAUGAUCCAUGAGCAUCGGGAGAAAGUAGCAAGGAAGAUGCAUGCAUCAUAUAUGUUUAUGAGUAAGUGGAGGAAUUGUGUUGGGUCAAAAACCGAGGCAAAGGUUCUGGAGAAUGUGUAUUUCAGAAUUCCAUGCUGCCAUGCUUGUGAAGCCCAUAAGACUGUGGGGGGAAAUGUAUAUGAAUAUGUUGAAGACUAUUACAAAAUUUCAGCACAGGAGAAAAUAUAUGGCAGGAGCAUGGUUCCAGUGGUAACAAUCGAUAUGCCUGACCCAAAUGACUAUAUGUUUGAGAAUCUUGCUGAACAAACCCUGCUUUUACCACCAAAUACAAGUAGGCCUCCUGGAAGACCAAGGACUAAACGGCAGGAAUCACAAUUCCAGAACAAAAAAACUGCUUACUUGUUAUAUCAACAAAUAGAGGUUGCUGUCAAACCACCUGUGUUUUGUGGUUAUUUGGCAUACUGA
Neltuma alba is the source of this 1806-nucleotide messenger RNA. RefSeq lists its product as uncharacterized. NCBI's taxonomy places the organism in Eukaryota, Viridiplantae, Streptophyta, Magnoliopsida, Fabales, Fabaceae. The transcript has 3 exons. The coding region runs from base 1 to 1806 and encodes 601 amino acids. The record is from RefSeq and is a predicted model, not a curated record.